GAGAGUCUGGGGGAUGAAAACAUGUCAGACCAAAGAAUGUGUUACAGUGUGUGUCUGACUGGAGUGAGGAGUAGGAUAGUGUUUAAAGAGGGAGCCAAAGGACAUUUUGAAUUGGGAUUAAAUAAUCUGUGUGUGAUAAUGAUGUUCAAAUGGUAGUUUUUGGUGUUCAUCUGAAAUGACAAUCAGGAGGAACAGUUUAGAAAAAUCUAAAGUGAUAAAUAAUGAAGAAUUCACUCCGAAGAAAAAUGACCUCCAGCUCAACUUUAACUAAAGCCAACAUACUUCCACAAGCUGCUCAAAUCAAUCCCAGGCCAGUGGGUUUGUCUCAGAUGAGAAGUGUUUUCUCCAGUGUGCCUCCACUCUUUGGAACAGCACAAGCUUCCCUGUUGACUCUAGCCCAACUUGAAGCUCAGCUAAUUUUGAACCUGAUUCAUAAUGUUGCAUCCGGAAAUAAUAGUGGUAAUGGGAACCCAUUUGUUCCUUUAAAUCCCUUACAGCCUAUUGGCAUUAAUAGAUCCUCAUUUUUUAGCAUGCACCAGUGCCAAGGGGGGUUUAAAAACAUGUACUCCACACCUCACAUGGUUAGGCAUCCUUCAACAGCAGUCACAGAAAUUAAUUCAGUCACUGCUAGAAAAGAGAGGCAUGCACUUCUGGCAAAAGAGAUUAUUCAGGAGAAAACACUAGGUCCCGUCAUGAAUAACACCACAUCUGAGGAAGCUCUUUUUAGAUUCAGUCCCAACCAUUUACAAUGUUCCCAAUACCAGUCAGUGACAGCCAAAGCAAUGAUGCCUCCUGAAGAAGAGCCAAAGCAACAAACAAUGCUCCAGCAUCCAGCACAAAGUCUGAUCAAAGCUUUAACCAGCCUUGGCCUUUCUCUUGAGGAUCUAGAAUUACUCAGUCACUGCCCAGACAACCAGUUAACAACAGAGAAUCUCCCCUUCAUUAUACAAGAUAUUCAACAGCACAAAGGAACAAAGGACAUUGAAUAUGGCCAUGCUAGAUGGAUCUCAUCUGAUCAUGGUGAAUCAUCCAGAGAGUCGUCAUGCACUCAUGGGGAACAGAGGAAUCGGAGGAUUGUAAACGGUCAGAGAUCUCUCAGCCCUGAAAGAUGUCGGCCAGCUAAAGUAAUUUAUAAGCGCUUCUCGACCCAAUCUAGAACACUAAGAACAAUACAUUCAUCAUAUCGGCCUGCUGAGGACUCCGGCUGGAGGACUGGUUCAGUCUAUAUCCCCCCUCGAUCAAAACGCAGCAUAAGGCACAGCUUUGUCUCUUUAGACUGUAAUAAAGCAAUACAUUCUACAACAAGAAAACCCUUGUCCUCUCCACACAGAGCCAACACUUACAAUGCCAUGACAAAAGGUCAUCAGUUUCCAGUCAAAUCUGCAAAAUCAGAAGUAGCCGCUGAAUCAAUCAACAUUCAGAUGCCAGUAAAUAAGACAACUGCAAGAACAUCAGCACAAACUAAGGGUAUGAUUCGUGUGUCUGGAAUCCCUUUUGAUUACUCUCAGAGUGAACUCAUCAAAAUGGCAUCUCCGUUUGGUCAACCAGUUGAGGUUUUAAUGGCAACCGAGGUUUACACAACAACCUGUCUAGAAUGGAAGAAGGCUUUACUGGUGUUUCCAGCUUCAUUCUCAGCCGAGGAGAUGGUGAAGGUUUACUCUGCUAUCCCAGUUCACAUGAGACAGCAAAGUUUGGAGCUGGUGUCCCAAACUGUUGACUUUAGUUCACCUGUGUCAGUGUUUCAUGCUUUUGUCGGGCCAUCAUUGUCAAAUGGGUUGCUGACAGCUUUGGACCAUUUGCUGGUUGUAUGUAAUGUCCCCAAUCAGCCCAGUGCUGCUUCAGGAGUGCUACGGCUGCUAAAGCCUUUUGGACAAGUUUACAGAGCUCUGGUACUUCAUGAAAGCAAGGUGGAUGUUGGUCAGUGCCUUGUGAACAACAGCAGCAUCCAGAUGGUUUUAGAGAUGGAAUCCGCUUCUGUUGCUUUAUCUGUAUAUGAGUGGUCUCAAAAAAUUCCUUGUCUUUAUCACAACCAUCAUUUGUCUUUCGUCAGAGGAUGCAAUGUACAGAAAAAUACAUCUGAGGUCUAUUCAGCCUAAUAUCUUCACAGUUUUGUCCCCUUAAAUAUCGUUUAUUUUCAUUAUCUGUGUAAUAAAAUACUAUGAAACAAUGUCAUAAGAA
Carassius gibelio (silver crucian carp) is the source of this 2178-nucleotide messenger RNA. RefSeq lists its product as uncharacterized. The record is from RefSeq and is a predicted model, not a curated record. The coding region runs from base 222 to 2096 and encodes 624 amino acids. Gene Ontology annotation, molecular function: nucleic acid binding. Lineage: Eukaryota; Metazoa; Chordata; Actinopteri; Cypriniformes; Cyprinidae. The transcript has 8 exons.